Molecule: messenger RNA, 1637 nt
Organism: Salvia hispanica
Lineage: Eukaryota; Viridiplantae; Streptophyta; Magnoliopsida; Lamiales; Lamiaceae
Source: RefSeq, a predicted model, not a curated record
AUGACGCAGGCGAGCAGGGCCCCGCGCCACACUAGGUUGGAUCACACUCGAAACGACACCGUUUUAUCUCUCACAAAUACCCAGCGAUGCUACUCCGUGUGGCGUCGUGCUCACCCAAAACCUCUCUUCUUCUUCUCAUGCUCGAAAAACGGAGACUUGGCCGAGGCCCUUCGCCUCUACGAGGAGGCGAAGGCCGGCGGCGUUGAGCUCAAUCAGCAUCACUACAAUGUGUUGCUUUACUUGUGUUGUUUGAAACCUGAGGAGAGUGGAGAGAAUUUUGAUAAAGGAUUUGAGAUUUUUGAGCAAAUGGGAGUUGAUAACGUUGUUCCGAAUGAGGCAACAUUCACUAACAUUUCUAGGUUAGCAGCUUCAAAGGAGGAUCCUGAAUUGGCUUUUGGUUUAGUUAAAAGGAUGAAGGAUCACGGGAUCGCGCCCAAAUUGAGGUCGUAUGGGCCUGCGUUGUUCGGAUUCUGUAAGAAGGGGAUGGCGGAUAAGGCGUAUGAGGUGGAUUUUCAUAUGCUGGAGUGUGGGGUAGCUGCGGAGGAGGCUGAGCUCUCCGCGCUCCUGAAGGUUAGUUCUGAUGUCGAGAGAGACGGGAAAGUGUACGAAAUGAUGCAUAGGUUGAGGGCAGCGGUGAGGCAGGUGUCGGAGGAGACUGCAGCUGUGGUGGAGGAGUGGUUUGGUUCGAGAAAGGCUGGUGAAGUUGGAGCUGGGAAGUGGGAUGUCGGGGGCGUGAAGAGAGGGGUUUUGGAGGGAGGGGGCGGAUGGCAUGGCCGGGGAUGGUUGGGGGAGGGUGAUUGGAGUGUGGUGAGGACUAGGAUGAAUGAGGCUGGGGUGUGUCAAUCGUGUGGAGAGAAGCUCGUUUGCAUCGACAUUGAUCCACAGGAGACGGAGAAUUUUGCCAAGUCGCUUGCUAAAUUAGCCUCUGAGAGGGAAGUUCAGAGCAACUUUGCACAAUUUCAGGAAUGGCUUCAACGGCAUGGUCCAUUUGAUGCGGUGGUUGAUGGUGCAAACUUGGGUCUUGCUAAUCAACGCGUGUUCAAUUUCGGUCAGGUCAGGAGAGUCGUGAAUCAGCUGUGUCGAAUCAGCCCAUCGAGGAAAUUACCCCUCGUUGUUCUACACCAAGCACGAGUCAGAAGUGGUCCUGCUCAGGAAAUUAACAACAAGAGAUUGUUGGAAAGCUGGAAAAACGCUGGUGCGCUUUACGCAACACCUCAGGGUUCAAACGAUGAUUGGUAUUGGCUGUAUGCUGCUGUGAGUUCAAAGUGUUUGCUUGUGACAAAUGAUGAGAUGAGAGAUCACUUAUUCAACCUUUUAGGCAAUAGCUUCUUCCCUAGAUGGAAAGAAAAGCACCAGGUCCGUUUAAAAUACACCACUGAAGACGGGCUUACAUUGCACAUGCCACCACCAUAUUCAAUCGUUAUCCAGGAGUCGGAACGAGGCCAAUGGCACAUACCAACUGUGACUGGAGAUGAUCUUGAGGCCCCUAGACAAUGGAUUUGUACGACAAGGGCAAGACCGGACGCAUAGCUAGGUUCCAUUACCAACAUCCUUAAUUUUUUCAGCAAUAAAACCUUGCUCGUUCCUUUUUGAUAUACAAAUGUUUUCGAUAUUGUAAUUGCAUAUACAUUGUGUUA